Messenger RNA from Chilo suppressalis (striped riceborer), 2253 nucleotides. Lineage: Eukaryota; Metazoa; Arthropoda; Insecta; Lepidoptera; Crambidae. The record is from the annotation of a GenBank genome assembly.
CAAAGUGCGGCAUCUCUUCAGUCUCAGGUCCAUUAAACGAGCAUUCAAACGAUGUCCUGUUUUUCUUCGAUAUGCCCGAAGCCCUAAGUCUUUAUUUAACACCCUUUUCACCGUGGUUCUGCUUAACCCCAUCUGAAGGGCCAACAGUUUCUGCUUACGUUUGGGAUUUCUUUGAAUUCGCACCUUCACAGCUUUUAUCACUGCUGGAGUCGUAACAGACCGAGGGCGACCACUUCUUGACCUGUCAUCUACACUAGAGUCUUCAUUGUAUCGUUUGAUGGUACGAUAAACAAAUCUUUUAGUUAUAUUAAAAAUUUUCAGCAUGUAAAAAUUUUUAAUUGGCGCGUAACCGUAACGAUGGAACGCAAUAACUGCAACACGUUCUUCUUUAAGCGUCCACACGCCAUAUUAAAAAAUGAGUAAAAUUCUAAAAAGUAUACAUUUUUAUUUUCAUGAACAAUUCGAAAUUCGAAUUCAAUAAACUUUUUUGUGGCCAGCAUUCUAAAAGAGAAGUUUUUACUGUGUGACAACACUUAUGACCUGACUGUGUAUAAUCCAUCAUAAAAAACGAAUAUCAAAAAACAUUGUUUCUAUAGGCCCCAGUGGUUGGGCUGGCUGAGGAUCGUUGGCCGCACGAGGAGUAGGAUCGAUUGAUGAAGAGCACCGAUAGUGGCGCGAACGUGCUCCACCCUGAGGCGACCGCUCUCACGGUGCGAUGCAGUGCGGCCCCGCUAUAGCCACCAGAUCUCCAUUGUUUAGUUUAACCUUUAUUUGAACAUCGACAACACUUCUUUAGUUCGAUAAAGAGAACUUAUGGUUGCGAAAAUAAAAGGCUGCAAGUAUGUGCGCGCGUCUCGCGACGUCAUUGGGUCGGAGGGCGGAGUCGCGCCGCCCUGCGGCCGUGGCAGGCGGCAGUCCGAGUCAGGCCGGCGCGCGCCCCGCACGGCCCCAUGGUGGAGCACGCGCUCGUCGACUGCUCCCAGGCGAGCGCCAUGCAGACCGUCCCGCCACAACCUCACCGCGACGCCGAUGAGGACCAGCUCGCCGAUGAGUAUGUGCAAAACUUUGAACUCGACCAUCUCGAAGAUCAUCAUCUUGUGAAGCGCGAGCCUCUUCGGAGUGGAUGGCACGAGCUCAUAGAAACCCCGCCGGCAUGCGCCCGCGCCUGCCGACCGUGGCCGGAUGCGGGCCCCUACCCUCAACCACACGUCGCCAUCGCCGUGGAUCCCAGCACACCGCCGGAGACACCACCGGCUGCCAUCGGCCGCAGCCCCUGUCGAGCUGCACUAGUCGAUGACGUCCUGUGGCUCCCGCAUAUGCGAGAACCACUCGAUAUGCGCACAGUACCAUGCGGAAACUUUGAAGAGUGGGAUAGACGUGAGUGGCGGGAGCAAGACCAUCACCUUCAGCAGGUCGCCUUGCGGCCGGCGAGCUCCUGUUCGGCGUUAUCGCCACGCACCGGUCAACAUCCGUCGUACCAAACAUCCUCAUGCGGUGACGACUUAAUAAGCGACGAUCUCCUCAUGACUCUCAGUGUGCGUGAACUCAACAAACGUCUACAUGGAUUUCCUCGCGAGGACGUGACACGACUGAAACAGAAGAGACGCACGCUAAAGAAUCGCGGUUACGCACAAAAUUGCCGAAGCAAAAGGCUGCAGCAGCGGCAGGAGUUGGAGCUAACAAACCGGUCGCUGCAGGACGAGUUGCAUGUGCUACAGCUGCAGGUGGCACGCGUGACACACGAGCGGGACGUGCUGAAGCAGCGGCUGGCGCUGGUGGGGCGCGAACACGCGGUGCCACAGCACGCCCCACCCACUCCGCACUCCUCGCCCGAGUUCUUCUCGGAGCUGUGACGGCAGGGCGCGGCGCCGCGGAACGCCGCCUCCUCAGCCUGCGCCUGGCAGCGCUACUGAGGCUGCGAACCACCGCGCGCGUACGCCACAUCCCGCCCUCGUGCUUCUGUUAAGUUUGAAAUUUAAUUAUCAUCAGUUCCAGUUCUAUAGUUUCUUUUUAUUAUGGUGGAACAAUUUGACAGUAUGGUUCCGAUCGGAACGACUGUUGACACCGUGUUAAAUAUAUGGUUGUGUCGUAAAUUAUGCAUAUGCAUAGCUUCGUUAAAAUACUAUAAUCUAUUAUUAACGAUAAUGUAAGUUAAUGAUAACAUGAUCCUGACAACUGAUUAUUCUAUAAUUGUAAAUAGAUACGUAAAUUACGAAAUUAUCUAUAGGAGGAUUUGUGUUUUCCUAAUAAAAU